Molecule: messenger RNA, 1509 nt
Organism: Oldenlandia corymbosa var. corymbosa
Lineage: Eukaryota; Viridiplantae; Streptophyta; Magnoliopsida; Gentianales; Rubiaceae
Source: the annotation of a GenBank genome assembly
AUGAAUCCUCCCACUCAUCACAGCCACCGGCGUCUGGUUCUCAAGUACGCCAUAGCUUCAAGGCUGUUGCUUCUCGGCUUAAUCCUGCUCUGGCGUUCCCUUCUCAGCCCCUACGACACCUCCGCUUCCAUCAACCCUCCCUGCCUUUCCGUCGGCGAUGGCGACGAUGUCGUUUCUCCAAACCCUCUCUUCCCAGGUGUCGCGUCCGCAUUGGAGGAUAGCAUAGUGUGGGACAGCGUUUACUUCGUUCGUAUUGCGCAGUGCGGUUAUGAAUAUGAACAGUCUUAUGCCUUCUUCCCAUUGCUCCCCAUUUGCAUGCCCCUCCUCUCUCGGACCGUUUUUGCUCCAUUGGUACCAUUGAUUGGACAAAGGGCAGUACUUGGGCUCUCAGGAUAUGUGCUUAAUAACGUUGCAUUUGUCUUUGCUGCUUUAUUUCUGUACAGGCUUUCUGUUCAUGUAUUGGAUGACCCGGAGGUGGCAUUGCGAGCAUCAAUAUUAUUUUGCUUUAAUCCAGCAUCAAUAUUCUACUCGUCAAUUUAUUCUGAGAGUUUGUAUGCUCUCUUAACAGUUAGUGGGGUGUACUACCUGUUGAUUGGUGGAGAUAAUGUUGCAACACUUUGCUUUGCGCUCUCUGGGGCUGCUAGGUCAAAUGGAAUGCUUAAUGCAGGCUACAUAUGUUUCUUAACAAUGCAUCAGGCUUAUGAAACCAUCUUUCUGAAAAAGCAUUCUGUGCUAGCGUUGCAGGUGUUUGUUUCUGGGGCUUUUCGUUGCUUGUGUAUCUUUAUUCCUUUUUUCGCUUUUCAAGCAUAUGGGUACUUGAACAUCUGCAGGGGACAUGCAGAGGAUGAUUUAAGGCCAUGGUGCAAGGGAAAAAUUCCGUUGCUUUACGAUUAUAUUCAAAGUCAUUACUGGGGAGUUGGGCUUUUGAGAUAUUUCCAAGUAAAACAGUUACCCAACUUUUUACUUGCAUCCCCUAUAUUGUCUCUCGCAGUCUGUUCAAUAGUACAUUAUGCGAAGAUGUGGCCUACAGUCUUCCUCUCACUUGGUUUUAAAAGUAAUCCAGCUAGAGAAGACAUGUCUCUGUCCUUUUCGCAAGGAGCAAAUGCAGAACUUAAAACCAUGAGCUCUCUGGGAAGUGAAAGUUCAAGUGCCCUGCAAGAAACUCCUACAGUGAGACGAAGGAAAUUUUUAUCUAAAAGAUGGAGCAGCGAUAAGAAUAUUUCUGAAAGAUCCCAAAACAUGUCAUCAGAAGAUCAUUUCACAUUACCAGUUAUAAUUCUUCCGUUCAUUCUACACUUGGGUUUCAUGGCUGCCACAGCUUUUCUUGUGAUGCAUGUGCAGGUUGCAACUCGUUUCUUAUCUGCGAGCCCUCCGCUGUACUGGUUUGCCUCUCAUAUCAUGAUAACGCCAGCUGUUGGCAAGAGGUGGGGAUACCUUAUGUGGGGAUAUUGUGCAUCUUACAUCCUUCUUGGCAGCUUGCUCUUCUCUAACUUUUACCCCUUCACUUGA